Terrapene triunguis (Three-toed box turtle) is the source of this 6507-nucleotide messenger RNA. RefSeq names its product collagen type XVIII alpha 1 chain (gene COL18A1). The transcript has 40 exons. NCBI's taxonomy places the organism in Eukaryota, Metazoa, Chordata, Testudines, Emydidae. The coding region runs from base 92 to 4804 and encodes 1570 amino acids. The record is from RefSeq and is a predicted model, not a curated record.
CAUGCUUCGAGGAGCUGCAGAGGACAGAUCAAUGUGAGCGCCCCUGGAUGCUGGUCUGCUGCAGGACACUUUUCCUGGAACUGUAUUUUUCAUGGCUCCAGUUGAGCAGCGUCUGUGUCUCCUGCUCUUGCUAACCUGCUGCUGCUCCUUGGCGGAGGCACAGUUUUUUGGCUGGCUCUGGGGGAGCCCAAAAAACCCCAAGGUAACGACCCUGCCCCCCACAGAGAGCCCCGCUGCUGAGGGACAGACGGCGGAACUGCUUACCUCUCCUGUGGCCACCACGACACAGACUGCUGAGCCAGCGACCGCACAGCCAGGGGACCGAGUAUGGAGCACACUCUCCGUCACGAGGCAGGCACCAGCCAUGGACACCGCUGUCCCCGCUCUGGUACCACCUGCCAUGCCCCAGGGCAAAGAGGAGAACAUUGCGGGGGUGGGGGCUGAGAUCCUGGACGUAGCAGAGGGCAUCAGGAGCCUGGUCCACCUGUGGGAUGAGAGGACCAACCAGAGGACCGGGAACACAGGGGAGCCCACAGCCGCUGCUCCUCUGACAACCCCUCACACCAACCUGGCUGCUGUAAGCUCUGCAACGGGGCUGGCUGGCCGUGGGAACAUGACUGCCAACUUGACAGGGGAUGGCCACAGCCUGCUCGGGACCGGGCAGCCAGAGGCUUCACUUCCCAUGCCAACAGGGCCUCCGCCUGCCUGGAACAGGACUCAGGCGCUCUUACAGAAGCCUGCAGCGGCUCUUCCAGAACAUUUCAGCACAGAAGUCAGUCUUUUGCAGCUGAUCGGAGAUCCCCCACCGGAGCAAAUAACCAAAGUCAAUGGCCCCGACAACACUCUCGCCUAUGUCUUCGGGCCGGAUGCCAACACUGGUCAAGUGGCCCGGUACCACCUGUCUAGCCCCUUUUAUAGAGACUUCUCGCUCCUUUUCCAUGUUCAGCCCACCACCGACAAGGCCGGCGUGCUCUUUGCCAUCACAGAUGCCUCGCAGACGGUCAUCUAUGUUGGAGUGAAGCUCUCCGCAGUGCACGACAGGAAGCAACAGAUCAUCUUCUACUACACGGAGCCGGGCUCCGAGAGCUCAUAUGCAGCUGCAACAUUCUCUGUGCCUUCUCUAGCGAAUGAGUGGACUCGCUUUGCCAUCAGCGUGGAAGAUGACGAGGUGGUUCUGUACCUGAACUGUGAGGAGUUUCGCCGGGUUCGGUUUGAGCGCUCUCCCGAUGAGAUGGAACUGGAGGAUGGGUCUGGGCUCUUUGUGGCUCAGGCUGGAGGGGCUGAUCCAGAUAAAUACCAGGGGAUGAUUGCAGAUCUGAAAGUGACAGGUGAUCGCCAGGCAGCUGAUCUCCAGUGUGAGGAGCAGGACGAGGAUACUGAUGUGGCAUCUGGAGAUUUUGGAAGUGGAGUUGAAGAAAGGCCCCACCUAUCAGGAAGGGAACGGGGGACCCCGGCUGUGUCGCGGCUCCCGGAACCUCCCCCAGUCACUUCUCCCCCCACCGCUGGGGAGACAGUAGAGAAAGUAAGCGUGGGCUCUCAGCUGCAAACUGAGCAAAUCAAAGUGGAAGGACCACAGCAAGUUUCUACAGGAGCCACGGUUGGUUCAAAAGGUGAAAAGGGGACCCCGGGAGAGAAAGGUGAACGUGGCCCAAAAGGGGACUCCGGAACCGGCGGGGUUCUAGCAGCCGGCGGCACCAAAGGCGACAAGGGAGAAAAAGGAGACCUGGGCGUUAAGGGAAGUGCAGGAUUUGGGUAUCCCGGCUCUAAGGGGCAGAAAGGGGAGCCAGGCGUCCAGGGAUCUCCCGGCCCCGCUGGCCCGCCUGGGCCCCCUGGCUCUACGGUGCAGCGCCUGGAUGGCUCUGUGGUGGAGCAGGUCACCGGGCCUCCAGGACCAACAGGUCCCCCAGGGCCGCCCGGGGAAGACGGCCUCCCUGGCAAGGAUGGCGAGCCUGGUGAUCCUGGUGAAGAUGGGAAACCUGGUGACGUUGGGCCCCAGGGAUUCCCUGGAACUCCCGGAGAGCCUGGCCUCAAGGGGCAGAAGGGUGAGCCCGGAGUCGGCGCAAGAGGCCCCCCUGGACUUCCCGGACCGCCUGGGACACCAGGUCUCUCUUCCAAACAGGACAAGCUGGUACGUUCCUGGGGGCCUGUGGAUGGCCCAGACCUGGCAUGUGGCAUUGGGUCCGAGGACCUGGCGCUGACCCUCCUGCUGAGGAGUGCAGAGAUCCUGGCUCCUGCCAUGGCACGGAGCAGCUGGCGGAGCUGGCACUUGCUGCGAAUUAAUGCAAUAAACCAGCAUGAAAAUGCCAGUUCUGAAAUGUUUCCUCCAACUGAGAUUAACUCUCUAACUUUGCAGGGUCCUCCGGGUCCUCCAGGAAAAAGUGGGUUGGCCGGCCAGCCUGGGCUUCGAGGAGAACGGGGGGACCCAGGAGACCUAGGCCUCCCCGGAGCUCCUGGACCCAAGGGCGGUAAGGGCGAGAUGGGGCUGGCCGGAGCCCCAGGGGAAACCGGGCUGGCAGGCCUUCCUGGACCAAUGGGACCGCGAGGACCACCAGGUCCCCCAGGCCCUGCUGGACCUCCUGGGCCAGGCUACGAGGCCGGAUUUGGAGACAUGGAAGGCUCGGGGAUGCCGGUCCUUUCUGCCGUUCCUGGAGAGCGUGGUCCCGAAGGGCCACAGGGGCCACCGGGACUCCCCGGACUCAAGGGGGACGCUGGCAGCCCUGGGCUGCCUGGCUUGCCAGGGCAAAAGGGGGACCAUGGUGCUCCGGGUGUGGAUGGGCGCCCAGGGCUGGAAGGUUUCCCAGGACCUCAGGGACCCAAGGGUGACAAGGGCAGUCAGGGGGCUAAAGGUGAACGAGGCCAAGAUGGAGUGGGCUCCCCAGGCCCCCCCGGGCUCCCUGGACCCCCGGGGCAGGUCAUCUAUGCGUUGGGUGAAGAGAAAGCAUUAGCUAGUUUGCCAGGCCCUGAGGGCAGAGAAGGCCAUGCUGGCUUCCCAGGCCCAGUGGGACCUAAAGGAGACCCGGGAGACCCAGGUUUCCCAGGCACUCCAGGACUAAAGGGUGAGAAAGGAGAGCCUGGAGCGACCAUCGGCCCAGAUGGGACGGGCAUCUCAGCUGGCACGAAAGGAGACAAGGGUGAGCAGGGGCUGGUGGGACCCAUGGGCCCAGCAGGCCCGCAUGGACGACCUGGACAGAAGGGGGAAAUCGGCUUUCCUGGCAGACCGGGUCGUCCCAGCAUGAAUGGGCUGAAGGGCGAGAAAGGGGACCCCGGAGGGCUUGGCUUGCAGGGUCCUCCGGGUCCCCCCGGGCCCCCAGGCACUCCUGGCAGUGCAGUGUCCGUCUACGACAAUAACGCAUUUAGUGAGUCGGGCCCUCCCGGCCCUCCAGGAUUGCCUGGCUACCAGGGUCCCCCAGGACAAAAGGGUGAACGAGGCGAGACAGGCACCCCCGGGCCCCCAGGCCAGUUCCCCUAUGAUCUCAAUGAAUUUGGUUCCACCUUCCGGGGUGAAAAAGGAGAUCGGGGGGACCCUGGACUGAAAGGAGAGAAGGGGGAGCCCGGCGAGGGAGGACUGUAUGGACCAAGCGUCUCUGGACCUCCAGGUCCUCAGGGCUAUCCUGGCCUUCCGGGUCCCAAGGGGGACAGCAUUAGAGGCCUGCCUGGCCCCCCAGGGCCUCAGGGACCCCCUGGCAUUGGGUACGAGGGGCGGCAAGGUCCCCCUGGGCCUCCCGGGCCCCCCUCCUUUCCAGGACCCCACAGACAAACUGUCAGCAUCCCUGGCCCACCUGGGCCGCCAGGGCCACCGGGACCUCCAGGGACCAGCGAGUCGUUGACCUCUUCCGGGCUGCGGAUCUUGCCAGCAUAUCAGUCCAUGCUGAGCACGGCUCAGGAGGUGCCCGAGGGCUGGCUGAUCUUCGUACAGGACAGAGAAGAGCUGUACGUCCGGGUGCGGAGCGGCUUCCGGAGAGUCCGUCUGGAGGAACACACUUCCAUCUCCAGCCCCGGGCUGGACAACGAAGUGUACGACAAGCCGCCAAGUGUCCACUACUCGCAUGGCGGCACUGCCUCCUCUGGCUUCCUGCACCCACGCCGAGAGCACAACCCCUCCUCCACAGCCCGGCCCUGGCGAGCGGACGACAGCAUCGCCAACCACCACCGCCUCCCCGACCACUCGCCCCACGGCGCCCAGCCCCAGCAAGAGCCAUUGGACAGCUUCUCCCCAAAUCGCCGGGGGGAGAGCGCCCCCUCUGCCAUUCACAGGCACCCUGACUUCCAACCCGCCCUCCACCUGGUGGCGCUGAACGCCCCGCUGAGCGGCAGCAUGCGUGGCAUCCGUGGAGCUGACUUCCAGUGCUUCCAGCAGGCCCGGGCAGUCGGGCUGAUGGGCACGUUCCGAGCCUUCCUGUCCUCCCGGCUGCAAGACCUGUACAGCAUUGUGCGCAGGGCCGACCGGAGCGGAGUGCCCAUCGUCAACCUCCAGGAUGAAGUGCUGUUUAACAAUUGGGAGGCGCUGUUCUCGGGCACAGAGGCUCAGUUCCGAGCUGGUGUUCGCAUCCUCUCGUUUGACGGAAGAGAUGUACUGAGAGACUCUGCGUGGCCUCAGAAGAAUGUCUGGCACGGCUCUGACACCAAGGGCCACCGGCUCACAGAGAGCUACUGCGAGACAUGGAGGACGGACGAUGGCGUGGUGACAGGCCAAGCCUCCUCGCUGGCCUCGGGCAAGCUCCUGGAGCAGAAGGUGAGCAGCUGCCAGAACACCUUCAUCGUCCUGUGUAUUGAGAACAGCUUCAUGACCUCUUCCAAAAAGUGACCUGCCCCCGCCCGCGCCUCGGAGCACAGAGAGGAGGGACCCCAACGGGGCAGCCGCUUCCCCCUUCACACAGCCAUUCCCAGAGAAGCAGAUGAAAAGCCAAAGAGUGUUGAGUUAGUUUGAAACGCCAGCCUGGUGCUGGCCGGCAUCUGGAGGGCUGAGCCGGCUGGCUGUACUGGCCAUCUCCUCAUCUCCGGUGUACACGCAGUGGGUCUCUCUCUUUUAAUCCCUCUCAUAUUUAACCAGGUUAGUUGUAUUCUUGGGUGAACUCUCCUUGGUUCCCUGUUUUUCCCCCUUGCUAGGACAGUCGUCACAGGGAGGGCCCCGUGGUCCCCACGCGGGGUGCCGGAGCACGAGAUGCUCUUCGCUGAGAUGGGGAGGCCAAGCGGGAGAGCUGGCUGCACGGCCAGUCCUUGUGCUGUGGGGUGGGUGACGGCCCCAGCUGGGCAGCACUCUGGUCUCGUUAGCAGUCGGAGCAGUGCAGGCUGUCACCAGCUCAGCUCUACUGCUCGGUCUGUGACAUCCCAGGGCUUGCUGUCUGUCGCUGGCCGUGCACCCUGCGGGGGCUCAGCUGGGUGAAAGGCCCUGAGUCUCUAGCUGUGUCCCUGUCUGCAGGUUGGCUUCCCCCUCAGCUUGGUCUGAUAGCCCCUGGCUUCGCCUCCCUUCCUCCAUCUGUUCCAGGGCAGCUGGAGUGGGACCAGGCCCCCAGCCCCAGGUGCCUCUCAGCUGGCAGUGGGGUUCCUGCUGGCGGAGCCCUGCUUCCCACAGUGGGUGGCGAGAAGUGGGUUCCUCCCAUGGCAUGGGUAAGCUGUUGGGGGUAGUACUUCAGGAGCUGCCGGGGGGGGCGGGCUGUUCUUUGAAAACAGAGUCAUUUCCUUGUUGGAAGAACCAAACGGGUUAGUUAUAAGAGGAAAGUCAAAUGGAGGCCAAAUCCCCGCCCCAACUGUUCUGUGCAGUGUCUUCCCCAUUGCAGGACACUGGCUAGCUGAGGGGGGGUGCCCUCCCCACACCUCCACUGGCUAGCCCAGCCGAUCCACACCAAACCCUGGCCAACAUGUGCCUUACUCUGGUUAGGGACAAGGGAGAGCAAUGCAUGCGCUGAUGAGGGGAAUGAAUGUACUCUCCUUUGCUUGGGGGUGGGGGGAAGGGGCAUUUCCUUGAGUACCAGAGGGCAGAUUAAAAAGUACCUGUUCUAGCAAUACUGGGUGUCAGGGCCAGGAGGUUUUGUGACCUCCAUGAGCAUUAUGGGGUGGAGAUGCUUCUUUGCUGCCAUAAAACCUGACUUCCAGAGGGAGCCCCAGCCCAUGACAGGCAAGUUUGAAUGUUAGGAGAACGUCUGGGUGUGGGAUUUAAGGUCCCAUACUGCAGCUGAGCAUCAUCAGCUCCAGGAGAAUGUCCCACCUCAAAGCCAGAAGCCUUCCACACACGUCUAUGCUCCUCGUGUACCAUCCUUGUGAAGCACUAAUGUCUAAAGGAUUUUUUUAAUCAGUUUUGAAAAUCUGAGGUGCUACAUUUUUAACUAGCUUCUUAUUGUACUGAAAUUACCAUAAAGGCUGUGCAAGUCACACAAUUCCUGUUUCUUAUUGUCUACUGUAUUUGUGUAAUUAAUGCAAUUUAAAGCCUGUGGAUUUUUGUUUUUUUGUCAGUUGUGUUCUUUAAACCGUUUUCUAAAGGCACUGAAUAAAGGAAAGUCUCCUCUUGUA